This is a messenger RNA of Clonostachys rhizophaga, 477 nucleotides long. The record is from the annotation of a GenBank genome assembly. NCBI's taxonomy places the organism in Eukaryota, Fungi, Ascomycota, Sordariomycetes, Hypocreales, Bionectriaceae.
AUGGCUGCUGCCGGUCGCGCGCUCUCGUACGAGCACGGACUUGGCUGCUGCGAGGGACUUGGGUACCUGGCCGGCGACGCUACUACUGUACCCUCAGCUGCUACGACCAAGGCCUGGCAGCAACGCGAGACAACCAACAGGGGGUGGUGGGGCCUAUGGCACCCCUUUGGCACCCUCUGCCACCCUUUGCAGCCCGCAGCCUCUGCCGCUCAUUCGCUGCCUGAGGUGCCCAUUCCCCUCCCCCAGGCGCGACUCUGCCUCAGCGUGCGCGUCUUUUCUGCCUCUUGGUCACCUCACCUCACCACACCAUCGAUUCUCCGGGACCCGUCUGCACUGCACUGCACUGCGCCUGCGCUGCGACUGAGUGAGCACCCCUCCAUCCGGACGUCUGCCGCGCACCAGCAGCAAGCCCAAGCAAGCCCCGACUUGCCUGCAGGUGCCUCCCAGUCCCUCCUACGGUACCUCCCACCCAACUAA